Molecule: messenger RNA, 3103 nt
Organism: Hymenoscyphus albidus
Lineage: Eukaryota; Fungi; Ascomycota; Leotiomycetes; Helotiales; Helotiaceae
Source: the annotation of a GenBank genome assembly
CUUCGAGAUAUCUUUGGCUCUAACAUCAACAAUUGAGACCCCUCAGCAACUUAACAAUAUCAAUGAAAAGGAGACAUGCCACCCAGAUCACGUCCAACACAUUUCCUCUGCCUCCCAAUUUAUUACACCUCGACACAUGCUUCUUUAUCCAAAUCCCUCGCAACCUUCAUCUCAAGGACCGCAAAUGUUCUCACUUCGGAGAAUCAUCACGGUGUCCCAGAAGACGCGAUGAGAUCAGUUGGUACGGUAUGUGCUCUUUUUAUGGUGUGCUUUGAGUCAAUCCUUGUGGGUUUUUUUUGAAAGGACUUUUAUUGUUCUUCGACUUAUCUUGAGUUGCCACGACAGUAAAAGUUGUUGUAGUCAGCUCAUCGCUCGGAUUUCUAGCAAAACUUGAUAUAUCACAUUUGGUUUUCUUGGACGAUGAAUACUGUCGUUCUAGGAAUUCCGUGUUUAACUUCCAAGCCGUUCUCGAUAUUUGAGGAAAGGUUAUCUCAAAACUACGAGAGGCGUUUGUUGCUGCUUGGUUCGAUGACAGCUUGAGCUUCUCUCAAGCGAGUAGUUCUCCACUUUCCUGCCCUCUGUCUCCUUGUAACCAAUGCCUCUCAAAGCAAUGGAAUCUUUAUUUUAUGGAUUCAAAGAUGACAUAUGAAAGAGAGCUAGACCACUACAGUUCAUAGAGUCAAAUCCACUGUUGCAGUAUUCCUUUGAUUGGUUAACGUUUCUAGCAUUUCUCUUAUUUUGUAUGUAAAGGAGAACUUCAGCCAGAGAUAUCAAAACACCAUAUAGUGAUGACGAUUGAUGCUAUGAGGAUAAUGGAGUAAUAUAAGGUUUUACAUGGAUUGAGGAUAUGAGGGCUGAGAGAUUAGCUAUCAGCCUAUCUGUAAGGCGGGUGCUAAAAGAACUGAUGAUGCAAGUAUUUUCGAGGAGUAUGAGCAAGAGAUGUGGGUCGAGAUGACUUGAUCAGAAUGGGGAUUUUGAGAAAUGGUUUGUAUAUCGGAAAAAUGUGUUGCCUAGUCGAAUUGGGAGAACCGAGGGAAAGAGAGGACUUUGUGAAUUUACUAAACAGCUUGAGGAGCAAUCCAAUUUAACCGAGUAAUUCUAUUACCAUGGUGUUACUGAAUCAAUUCAAGGUCAUCAUAUUCCACGAAUCAUCGACAUCCGACCAUGAAAACAAAGCCGAAAACCCAUACGAGUAGCCCUGAAACUUCAGUCCAAGAAAAACAUCGCGAUUCUCUUAUUCCCGUCGUCCCGAGCCGCCUUGGUGGAACAAGCAUUUCUCAUUUACCACUUCAGGAAUCACAGCCUCAAAUCUAUGUUCUUUUUCCCCAGACCGUACUACCCCAGAAAUCAAAUGUAAGCUUAUACCCGCGACACAUCGAAACCUAUCCCAUCGGGCUCAGAAGACGGGAAAUAGCGCACAGAAUAAGGAAGGAAAAACCAUAAAGUAAGCAUAUUAUUGAUGUGGACUUGAUUACUUACACAGGUUACACAGAGACAUGAUGCGACCUGUGACCAAGACAGUGACAAAAGAAAAAGUCUUCACGCAGAGUUCUCGUAUUCAGAGAUGCACAGUAAGCAACUCGGGUAUCACUAUCGGAUCACACUUGGUGGACUGGAGACUAGUAAGUCGCAACUACCUCCUUGCUCGGCCGAUAUCGAUGGCGAUGCUCAAAAAAUAUAGCGAGUAUAGGGAUGUGCAAUCUUACGAAGUCGUUUUUGGCGGUGGUUUUCUGCUAAGAACAUUCCGCCCCACGAGAAAAUAUAAGAUAUAAAGCCUCCCUCCCUUCAAUUUCUCAAUCCACACCAACAUUCACAUAUCCAGGAAGCCUCUCGAUUAUCCUGCCAUCUCUCUCUCUCUCUCUCUCGGGAAAGAAUCGAAGUCCAAAAAACAAAAAUGCACAUUUCAACUCUCCUCCCGCUCUCCCUCCUCGCCCUUCCGGUUCUUGGAACCCCCCUCUUCCAAAACCCAGGCACAAUAACAGGCUGGGACGAGACCCCCGUCCCCGAGCAUGAUGGCACCAUAACCGAAGUAUCCAACAUCUUCUACAAAGGGCCCACAGCUCUAAAAAUGACACAAACGUAUGAUAGCUCUUACUCCGGCCGGUACCACUCGGAGGUGAAGAAGUAUAAUGUGGAGAAGCGAGGGGAUGAGGGGUUCUAUGGUUUUGCGUUUAGAUUGCAUUCUGAGUGGGAUUUUCAGGGGACGCAGAGUUACGAUAUCUGUAAGUGGAAGAAGUAUUUGGGAUGGAAAACAAGAAGGGAUGAAGACUAAUGCGAUAUACUUGUAGCACAAUUCAUAGCAGACUUCAGCAACACAGGCUGUGACGACUACAUGCCCUCAACCAUGAUCUACCUCCGAGGCAACCAACUCGCCACCCGCCGCAAAUACGGAGACGUCUGUCCCAAGUCCGCACAAAAGAUUGAGGCCUUUGAGAACCUCGCUACUGUGAGUGCUGGAACAUGGCAUCGCAUCGUCGUGCAGGCACGCUGGAGAUCCGAUAACACGGGCUUCUUGAAGCUCUGGUUUGAUGGGACCAAGGUGUUGGAGACGUUUGAUGUCGCUACUACGGUUACUGAUGGAAGGGCUUUCCAGUUCCGUGUUGGGUUGUAUGCUAAUGCUUGGUUUGAUGAGAAGAGGUUGGUGGGUAGUGGGGAUCGUCAGGUUUGGUUUGAUAGUAUUGGAGCGGGGAGUGAGUUCAAGGAUGCUGACCCUGACCAGUGGUCUUGAGAGGGUGUUGAUGAGAGAUUGAUAUGGUUGUGUCUAGAGAAUGGAUACUUAUUGGAGGUAGUGGUCUGGCAGACGUUGGAAAUUGAUUUGCUUACAGCCUUACACUCUGGUUCACGUACGAGUGGGAUAUGUUAUUUAGGUCAAACAGCCCCUAGGGCACUAUGUGGCUAUUCAAACUCUACAAAGCGGAACCUAGGCCACCAGACGAAGCCUGUGCCCAGUCAUUGUAGUGCGAUUUGUAUGGAUCGUUUAGGAAUUUGCUUGUUCGUAGAGAACUUGAUUUGUAGAGAGCUUGAUUUGUAGAGAGCUUGUUGUAUAGACAGUUUGAUUUGUAGAGAUUUGCUUGCUUGUAAAGAGAUUGAUUGUCUGCAGAGA